AUGUGUGAAAGGCGAUGUCGUAGUGGACCCCAUCCCGAGGACUGCGCCACCGUCGCUUGCACCGUCUACGGUCUUCCGCUCUCCAUCGUCCUUGAAGUUGGCGUUGGCUUUAUUUCUUAG
Molecule: messenger RNA, 120 nt
Organism: Echinococcus granulosus
Lineage: Eukaryota; Metazoa; Platyhelminthes; Cestoda; Cyclophyllidea; Taeniidae
Exons: 2
Coding region: 1-120 (39 amino acids)
Source: RefSeq, a predicted model, not a curated record